This is a messenger RNA of Oncorhynchus kisutch (coho salmon), 1334 nucleotides long. Its product is annotated as putative mediator of RNA polymerase II transcription subunit 12. The transcript has 4 exons. The coding region runs from base 108 to 1334 and encodes 408 amino acids. The record is from RefSeq and is a predicted model, not a curated record. NCBI's taxonomy places the organism in Eukaryota, Metazoa, Chordata, Actinopteri, Salmoniformes, Salmonidae.
CCUUUAAAAGGAGCAACCAAACAUCUGGCAAAUAUAGUAAAAGGGAUAUUCUGGUAGGACAUAUGCCUACCAUUAGUUCUGAAUACUGGUGAGGUUUUGAGGGCAAAAUGGCCGUGAUGAUUGGAAUCGCUUUCAGCAUUUCUUGGCUUUGUUGCCUGCUAAUUGGAGGGAUAACGUGUUCUACAUCAGAAGGUGAUUGGUCUCCUGCACUGGAUUCUAAUGCAGCAUGGCUCUAUGCAGGAUCACUUCGGUCUCUAGGAUAUGGCAAUUAUAAAUCUCCAAAAUCUCAAAUGCAAGCGCAACAGAAACAUCCGGCCGCCAUCCUGCGGAAGGAACUGGCCCCCAUGUCCCAGCAACCUCAGCAAGUGUGGUAUCCAGUUCAAUUGCCCCUGCAUCAGAAGCAACUGGCCGCAGAAACUCAGCAGCAGAGGCAACCGACAACUGUGCCCCAGCAAGUGUGGCAUCAAGCUCACAUGCUGACACAACCACCGACCGCCGUGCCCCAGCAAGUGUGGCAUCAAGCUCACAUGCUGACGCAUAAGCAACCGACCGCCGUGCCCCAGCAAGUGUGGCAUCAAGCUCACAUGCUGACGCAUAAGCAACCGACCGCCGUGCCCCAGCAAGUGUGGCAUCCUGCUCAAAAGCCCCUGCAGCAGAAGCAACUGGCCGCAGAAGCUCAGCAGCAGAGGCAACCGACCGCCGUGCCCCAGCAAGUGUGGCAUCAAGCUCACAUGCUGACGCAUAAGCAACCGACCACUGUGCCCCAGCAAGUGUGGCAUCCUCCUCAAAUGCUCCUGCAGCAGAAGCAACCGACCGCCGUGCCCCAGCAAGUGUGGCAUCCUCCUCAAAAGCCCCUGCAGCAGAAGCAACCGACCGCUGUGCCCCAGCAAGUGUGGCAUCCUCCUCAAAUGCCCCUGCAGCAUAAUCAACCGACCGCUGUGCCCCAGCAAGUGUGGCAUCCUGCUCAAAAGCCCCUGCAGCAGAAGCAACCGACCGCCGUGCCCCAGCAAGUGUGGCAUCAAGCUCACAUGCUGACGCAUAAGCAACCGACCGCUGUGCCCCAGCAAGUGUGGCAUCCUCCUCAAAUGCCCCUGCAGCAGAAGCAACCGACCACCGUGCCCCAGCAAGUGUGGCUUCCUCCUCAAUUGCCCCUGCAGCAGAAGCAAACCCGACCGCUGUGCCCCAGCAAGUAUGGCAUCCUUCUCAAAUGCCACUGCAACCGACUGCAGUGCCCCAGCAAGUGUGGCUUCCUCCUCAAAUGCCCUUGCAGCAGAAGCAACCGAGCGCCGUGCCCCAGCAAGUGUGGCAUCCUCCUCAAAUGCCCCUGCACAUAA